GGCGGGUCACAUGACCCCGCGGAGCGCGGCGGCGGCGGCUCGGCGAGGUGUGUUCGCGGCCUAGUGGCGCCCCGGGGCCUCCCAGCCGGGCCUCAGGCGGCCGUGUGGCGUCCCCCCGCGCCAUCCCCGACCCCUGCGGCUUGGAGGGGCCGCGGCGGCGCUCUGGACGCGGCUCCUGCUCCGCGGCGAAGGGAUUGUGACUGGAAGAAUGUCUUUUCCACCUCAUUUGAAUCGCCCUCCUAUGGGAAUCCCAACACUUCCCCCUGGGAUCCCACCUCCACAGUUUCCUGGCUUUCCUCCACCUGUACCUCCUGGGACCCCUAUGAUUCCUGUACCAAUGGGCAUUAUGGCUCCUGCUCCGACUGUAUUAGUUCCUACCACAGUGUCUAUGGUUGGAAAACAUUUGGGAGCCAGAAAAGAUCAUCCUGGCUUAAAGAACAAAGAAAACGAUGAAAACAGCGGUCCCACUACCACCGUUUUUGUAGGCAACAUUUCUGAGAAGGCCUCGGACAUGCUCAUACGGCAGCUUCUAGCAAAAUGUGGCUUGGUUUUGAGUUGGAAGAGAGUACAAGGGGCAUCUGGAAAACUUCAAGCCUUUGGGUUUUGUGAGUACAAAGAACCAGAAUCCACACUACGAGCACUGAGACUACUCCAUGACCUCCAGAUUGGAGAGAAGAAGCUGCUAGUCAAAGUUGAUGCAAAGACAAAGGCUCAGCUAGAUGAAUGGAAAGCAAAGAAAAAGGCUUCUAAUGGGAACUCCAGACCAGAGACGACAAAUGAUGACGAUGAAGCACUGGAUGAGGAAACGAAGAGAAGAGAUCAGAUAAUUAAAGGGGCCAUUGAAGUCUUAAUACGAGAAUAUUCCAGCGAGCUCAAUGCCCCCUCCCAGGAAUCUGACUCUCACCCCAGGAAGAAGAAAAAGGAAAAGAAGGAGGACAUUUUCCGCAGAUUUCCAGUGGCCCCACUGAUACCUUAUCCACUCAUCACCAAGGAGGAUAUAAAUGCUAUAGAAAUGGAGGAAGACAAAAGAGACCUGAUAUCAAGAGAGAUCAGUAAAUUCAGAGACACACACAAGAAACUGGAGGAGGAAAAAGGCAAAAAGGAGAAAGAAAGACAGGAAAUUGAAAAAGAACGCAGAGAAAGAGAAAGGGAACGGGAACGUGAACGAGAAAGGAGGGAGCGUGAAAGAGAGAGGGAGCGUGAACGAGAGAAGGAGAAGGAACGGGAGCGUGAACGAGAGCGAGAUAGGGAUCGUGACCGAACUAAGGACCGAGACAGAGACCGCGAACGAGACAGAGAUCGUGAUAGAGAUCGUGAAAGGAGUUCAGAUCGCAACAAGGAUCGGAGCAGAUCAAGAGAAAAAAGCAGAGACAGGGAAAGAGAACGAGAACGGGAAAGAGAACGAGAACGAGAGAGGGAAAGAGAACGAGAGAGGGAACGGGAAAGAGAACGUGAGCGGGAACGAGAACGGGAGAAGGAUAAGAAGAGGGACCGAGAAGAAGAUGAAGAAGAUGCAUAUGAACGCCGAAAACUAGAGAGGAAACUGCGGGAAAAAGAAGCAGCAUAUCAAGAGCGUCUUAAAAACUGGGAAAUCAGAGAACGGAAGAAAAGUCGAGAAUAUGAAAAAGAGGCUGAAAGGGAAGAAGAAAGAAGAAGGGAAAUGGCAAAAGAAGCCAAACGGUUAAAAGAAUUCUUAGAAGAUUACGAUGAUGACAGAGAUGAUCCAAAAUACUACAGGGGUAGCGCUCUUCAGAAGAGACUACGAGACAGGGAGAAAGAGAUGGAAGCAGAUGAACGGGAUAGGAAAAGGGAAAAGGAAGAAUUAGAAGAAAUUAGGCAGCGCCUCCUUGCAGAAGGACACCCAGAUCCAGAUGCAGAACUCCAGAGGAUGGAGCAGGAGGCUGAGAGGCGUAGGCAGCCACAAAUAAAACAAGAGCCAGAGUCUGAGGAGGAAGAGGAAGAAAAGGCAGAAAAAGAGGAAAAAAGAGAAGAGCCGGAGGAAGAGGAGGAGGAGCCUGAACAAAAGCCCUGCCUUAAACCAACUUUACGACCCAUCAGUUCUGCCCCAUCUGUUUCUUCUGCUAGUGGAAAUGCAACCCCUAACACACCUGGUGAUGAAUCUCCCUGUGGCAUUAUUAUCCCUCAUGAAAACUCACCUGAUCAACAGCAGCCAGAGGAGCAUCGGCCCAAAAUAGGACUUAGCCUCAAAUUGGGUGCCUGCAAUAGUCCUAAUCAGCCCAAUGCUGUAAAAAGGAAGAAGCUCGCUGUGGAUAGUGUUUUCAAUAAAUUUGAUGAUGAAGACAGUGAUGAUGUGCCUCGGAAAAGGAAACUUGUCCCCCUGGAUUAUGGAGAUGAAGAUAAAAGCAGUAUCAAAGGCAGUGUCAAUACAGAAGAAAAACGCAAACAUAUUAAAAGUCUCAUUGAGAAGAUUCCAACAGCAAAACCAGAGCUCUUUGCUUAUCCUCUUGACUGGUCUAUUGUGGAUUCAACUCUAAUGGAACGUCGAAUUAGACCGUGGAUCAACAAGAAAAUAAUAGAAUAUAUUGGUGAAGAAGAAGCCACGCUAGUUGACUUUGUUUGUUCUAAGGUUAUGGCUCACAGCUCACCACAGAGCAUACUGGAUGAUGUUGCCAUGGUACUAGAUGAAGAAGCUGAAGUUUUCAUAGUCAAAAUGUGGAGGUUGUUGAUAUACGAGACAGAAGCGAAGAAGAUUGGUCUAGUGAAAUAAAGCACUCUCCUUGCUUCUAGGGUUCCAUUUCAAUUUUGGGCUUUUUUUUCUCCAUCAUUCAAAGACUUUGAAUUUUCUCUGUUCUCAGAGACCUGAAACCUGUAUUUUUUUAUGUAGAAAAAUGUGAAUUUUUUUUGUCCUCUGCUCUGAGGCCCCCUUUAACCUUAUCAGUUAGUUAUCUGAAUCCUGCAUUGGUUCUCUUUAUAAUUCACAAGGUACAAUUACCGGUAUGUUUUAUAAGCUGCAGCUACUGUACACGCUCUCUGGUAAUUUUGUUAUGUUACUCUGAUUCUUGUAAAUAUUAAGGAAAAAAAAAAAUGCCCCUGUUUUGCAAAACAUUUGCACUUAAUGUGGAACUAUAUCAGUUACAUAUGAAGACAUGAUUUUACUGCGGAUUUAUGAGGGCUUUUUUUUUUUUUUUUUUGCAUAGUCUCCCUCUUUUUCUUUAAGGAAUGUUCAGAAUACAAUGUAAAAAUAAGCGGCUUGAGCUGCUUUCACAGAACAGCCUUGUGUGUUCAUUGGGUCCCCUCAUCUGACUCUGGAAAAGGAGUUCCCUCAGACUUUUCAUUCUGAUGUGAACCAGCAGUAGUCUUGGUACUUUGUUGCCCAUUUAGAAUUGUUAAUGAAGCUGGGAACUUAAUCUCCCGCAGAUGCUCUGCUGCUUUCCUAGAAAGUGCAAAUGGCAGGAAUUUUUUUAUUCUUUGUUCAGUUAAAACAAGAACAGGACCUCAGUUCAAUAAGUGCUAUUUAAUUAUAUUUUUUUUAAGUGUAGGAUAUCUUCUGCUCAGUUUCAUUUUAGCCCUUCCCUAUUAUUCCGUCUCCAAAAUAAUCAGAUGGAUUUUUUUUAAAAAGAAAUUAUUUUUUAAAAUUAUUUUUUUUUUAGUAUUUAGGAAAAAAAUAUCUGUUUGGAUGUAACUGACCAUAGCAGUUGACAAAAACUGUAUUGUAAGUUUUCAGACAAAGCCGAAGUCUUGUUUUUAUCCAUACUGUUAAAACUAGCCCCGAUUUGUUUUCUACUGUAAGCAGUCUGUUGUCCACAAAAAGAGGGUGAUAUUUUCCUGCCUUGUUUCUAUGGGUUUUUAUAAAUAGCCUCAUAUGGUAUCAAUGAUGAGAUGUACUGUAAACUGCAUUUUUUAUCUCAUACCUGGGUAAGACAACAAAUCGAGAAUGUGGUAUGAGCUGUUUUGAUUGCAGGAGGACUGUGUUCCAGGGAGCAAACUGUCUCAAAAACAUUUUUAAUUUUUAAACACAAUUCUUAACAGCAAACAAAUUAAGUAAAGGUGUUCCAGUAUCUCUAUAUUGUAUUUAACUGAAGGAUACAGGUUGACCUGUUCAGAAAACAUAACUGUGACCUUGAGUUACUAGUUCUUUGUAUCUGGAGAGGACACUUGAAAACACUGUUCUUAACAAACGGGAUCGUGUAAAGGUUCCACCAUGUAAAUAUUUCAGAUAUUAAAAAUGUAUAUAUUUGAUUUAAGGGCUGACAUUCUUUUGGAGUCUUGUGCAGCAUGCAAUUAUAUUUAACACUGCUUUCUGAAUCAACAAGUGUUCACAAAUUAGGGGUGGAGUUUUUUAAACUACCUCCUGCUCUGUCAGGUGACUAGAAGCCUGCAAAUGCAGAUGUGAUCACAAUAUGUUCUUCCUCAUCCCUGUAAUACACACCACAAAAUGUUCUUUUUUUAACCUGAAGUGUAAUGCUCAGAUGUUACUUUUAUGUUCUGAAAGGUCCCUUCCAACCUAGGCAAUUCUAUGAUUCCAUGUUGUGCUUGAAUUUGUGUGAGGAUAUUUUGUUUUACAUACUUAUAUGCUGCAAUCUUCCUCUUUUUUUUUUCCUGCAACUUGAUGUUACCCUAAAAAUACUUCCCCAUUCUCCCCGUACAGUUUUGCAUCAGCAUUUACCAAAAAUUCUCCAAAUUCUAAAUAAAUUCAAAACUUGCUCUGUUUGUAGUAAAUACAGAGAAGAGGGAGAGUGAACUUCAUGAGUGCUUUUUGUCCUGCUCAUAUGGCAUUCUUGCUGUCAUUAUUAGUAGUUAAACAAGCAAAUGGGACAUGUGCAUUGUGAUGCCACUAUGCAACAGACAGAUUGCGUACCAUCCCUGUUGAGAUUCUUCAGUGAAAGCUCAACUUGUGAAACUUCAGCUUAUUUUCUUCUGCCCUAAACUAAAGCUGUAUAUUCAGCUAUUACAUUAUUUAUGCAGUGGAUGUAAGCUUGUACUCUUCCUUUCCUAAGGAGAAUGAAGGCAUCUGGAUGAGGAAGAUAUCUAAAAUUUAAGCUGGGGUAUUAAAUAUCCAGGUACAGAAAUAUUUAGAAGCAGUUGUGACAUACAAAAGAAAGUUAAUUUUGUGGAAGUUGAGGUUUUCUUCAGUGGUGGAAGGGGGGAAGGGAUGUUUGCUAUAGCAUUUCUGGCUUGACUUAUUCAAGUACUUCACCAAAUUUUCCUCUUUCAGAAUGCAAAAUGUUGUUUUAUAAAGUCACUCUAGUGUUUACCUCUUACUCAAAUUAGUGUUACUACUUCUCAGUGAUAACAAUGUAUUUUGUGUCUGAUGCUGGGGGUGGGGGGAGGAGAACACAAAUUAGUGCUGCUGAGGGGUUCUUAAUAUAGAAAGCAACUUUCCCUUGUUAACUUGUUUUUCUUUCAACACACAGUAACAGAAUUAUUUCAAGAUAAACUUUGAAAAUUUGGAGUAGAAAAAGCCUUUUUGGCCAACAUUACAACAUUUUACUGUCUGAAUAUGCCAUUUAAUACACACUGUGUGUGUUAUGUUAGUAGGUGCACAGAUUAAGAGUAUACAGAGAAUGAGAUCCAUUAGCGAAGUAUGUGUGUUGCCACUGGGUAUUCAGUGCAGCAUGCCAUAGUAUGGUCCAUUCUGCGGUGGAAAUGUACUUCAAAAGUUACAUGUAGUGCACAGAGGGGGGAAAAAAAUAUCCAUAUUUAUGCAACAGAAGUGGAUAUACUAGUUGUUGAUCUGGACUUUACUGUGGAUCGAGGCUUUUAUGCCUUAACCUAACACAUGCCCUUAGUUUCCUGGUAAUCAUUCUGCGUAACUGCCAUUCAGUGUUAUUUGGAAUAUGCGAGUACAAAAUAUAAAGUAUCACUGUUUUCAUUAGUGUGCACUGAAAAUAAAUGGGAAACCAUGAAUGAGUAAGAUCCAUUACCAAGAAUUAUAUAUUUUUAUAUUACCAUUAAUUUGGUAAGAGAGGGUUUUUUUUGUUCUUAAAAUAUUUACCCUGUUCACAUACUGAUUUAGUCUUUCUAAUUUAAUAAAGUGGUUGGACUUGA
Messenger RNA from Chroicocephalus ridibundus (black-headed gull), 6009 nucleotides. It is a transcript of the gene RBM25, whose product is annotated as RNA binding motif protein 25. Gene Ontology annotation, cellular component: spliceosomal complex. Gene Ontology annotation, molecular function: mRNA binding. The transcript has 19 exons. The coding region runs from base 209 to 2728 and encodes 839 amino acids. The record is from RefSeq and is a predicted model, not a curated record. Lineage: Eukaryota; Metazoa; Chordata; Aves; Charadriiformes; Laridae. Gene Ontology annotation, biological process: mRNA processing; regulation of alternative mRNA splicing, via spliceosome.